AUGAGGCGGCACGCUGGCCCUUUGGACAAGCGGAAAAAGGUGACGCGGUGCCAAUCCUGCGCCAAGCGGCGGAUUAAGUUGCAAUCUAAUUCGAGAAAACAGUGUGAGGGAGGUUUCCCGUGCGAGUACUGCACUCGGACCAAGAAGCAAUGCCAUCCUCCUGGCUCAUCUCCCCGGAGAAUAGAAUUUGUCAUUGUCAGCAGCUCGACACAGCCUGAUCAUCAAAUUUUAGCGUCGCCUGCUAUGAUCCCGAGACCAAAUGACAGCCUGUAUCUGGAUUAUUUUGCACUCUUCGUGGAAAGAUGUCAGUUUACUAGGGGAUUUGCCACCGUAUCCUCGGAUCUCCUCCCUCUUAUUUCUUCUUCGAGACCUUUGAAGCAUUUAACACUUGCAAUUGGCGCAUUGGAAGCUAGCAGGAGAGGAUCCAUACACACAUAUCGUGGGCCAGACUCCCCGCAAGUUGCGUCUUUUGGAUUUUACGGGAGAUCGAUCGAAGCGUUCCAGAAGCAGAUACAGACCAGCCAAGGGCUUGAGAGAGAGGAUGUCCUUUGGACCACCCUUUUCCUCGGAAUUUUCGACCUCAUGUCCGAGAAUUCCGGCGAUGGUUGGGCCAACCACAUGUCGUAUGGCAUAUCACGGAUUUUGCAAGCAGUGAAGCCUGCUGAUGACCCAUCACCACUGAGGAUGACGCUUCUUGACGCAUUCCAGACUCUAGAGGCCAACCGUGCUAUUAUAUACGGGGAUGGCUCAUUUCUGAUUGAAGAGUACUGGUCGUCGCACCUGCCGGGGCCCAUUACACAGCCUGUUGGCACAAUGCAGAGGAUCAUACAACUUAUGCUUGAAGUAUCUGGCUUUAGCCAAAGAUUUUUUGAGGGCAUAGAGUUGAUCGCGAGCGACGACAGGCCUCUCCACCCAUUGAUAAGCGAGCUUGCAGUUGAGGGUUGCCGUCUUCACGAGAAGCUAGAAUCAUGGUACAGUGAAACAGCGGCCGAGAGAGACGAGUCUGAUCCAUAUAUCAAGCUUGCAUUGUCCAUCUAUCAUGCUCUUUCGCGGGUUUGUAUUCCACGAAGGGACAACAGCGUGAAGAAAUCUUGGGUUUACUUGGGCGUAUCCAACGACAAGGGUUCAAUGUCGCCGAAAGAAUACAAGGUGAUUUGCAGCAAUGCUGGAAUUAUCAAGACUCAAAUAGUUCACUGCUUCGCAUGA
Messenger RNA from Clonostachys solani, 1206 nucleotides. The record is from the annotation of a GenBank genome assembly. NCBI's taxonomy places the organism in Eukaryota, Fungi, Ascomycota, Sordariomycetes, Hypocreales, Bionectriaceae.